GUUCAGAGAGGUUGAAGGUGGGAAGGAAGAUGAGGAUGGACAGAAGGAGGAAGGCUUGAAAGACCAGGAGGAGCCACGGUUCGGUGCCUCGGUCAAGGCCACGUUCUGCGUCCAAUGAGGAGCCACGUUUUGGGGUUGACCCCCUACUGGAGAAAGGUUCUGGUGGCCUCUCGACCACCUUCUCCAUCCCUUGGGUCUGGGUCCAUCAAGGAGCCACAUUUUGGAGUCCAACCCUAUCAGAAACCUCCAGGUGUCCCUCAACCAUCUUCAUCUGACCCAGGGUCAUACAGCCACUGAGGAGCCACGUUUCAUGGUCCAAACCCAUCCGAGAUGCUUCCUGGUGCCCCCCAACCAUCUUCAUCCAGCCCCAGGUUCUGGUGCCCAUCAAGGAGCCAUGUUUUGGGGUUGACCCCACUGGAGAUGUGUCCUGGUGUCCUCUCAGUGGGACCUGUUUCUGGUGAGGAGCCACAUUUUGGGGUUGACUCCACUGGAGAUGCAUCCUGGUGACCACCCAACCAUCUUCAUCCAGCCCCAGGUCCUGGUACCCAUCAAGGAGCCACAUUUUGGGGUUGACCCCACUGGAGAUGCAUCCUCUCAACUGUCCAACCACAGGUCCCAUUUCUGGUGAGGAGCCAUGUUUUGGGGUUGACCCCACUGGAGAUGUGUCCUGGUGCCCCUCAACCACCUUCAGCCAACCCCAGGUUCUGGUACCCACCAAGGAGCCAUGUUUUGUGGUCCAACCCCAUCUGAGAUGCAUCCUGGUGCCCUUCAACAACCUUCAUCCAGCCCCAUGUUCUGGUGUCCAUCAAGGAGCCAUGUUUUGGGGUAGAACCUACUGGAGAUGCAUCUUGGUGUCCCUCAACUACCUUCAUCCAGCCCCAGGUUCUGGUGCCCAUCAAGGAGCCACAUUUUGGGGUAGAACCUACUGGAGAUGCAUCCUGGUGUCCCUCAACCACCUUCAUCCAGCCCCACGUUCUGGUGCCCAUCAAAGAACCACAUUUUGGGGUCUAUCCCCCCAUCCCGCUGCCUUCCCAACCAUCUUCCUCCCAUCCCUUUCCCCCCGCUUCUCCCCACCCCGACGUGUGGUCGCCCCACCGGCAUGAAUUUCCUGGAUCUUGGCGGAAGAUGCCGGUAACCUCGUCGGGAUUAGAGGAGAAGGCGGAGGAAGCCGUUUCCUCCUCCGGCUCCGGAUAAAAACCCGGGAGUUGGCCGUGGCAGGAGGAAGACGCGCCCGCGGCCGUGGCGCUUUACCAGCUCGGGUGGAGUCUCCCCUCCCCGUGGCCGCGCGGCCCCACGUCAGCCCCCCCCCUCCCCCGCUUCCGGCCCUCCGGCAUGAAGGUCCUGCUCAUGUUGCUCCUGGCGCUGGUAGCCACAGCCUCAAGGAACGUCCUGUGGGUGAUCGAGGGGACCUCCUGCGACCUGCCCUGGCAGGCUGCCCUCUUCAAAGGCGAGAAGUUCAUCUGCGGAGGGACGUUGGUGGACAGGAACUGGGUGCUGACGGCUGCCCACUGCCACGUCCCGGGCUUGAUCAGCGUGCGGCUGGGAGGCCGAAGCCAUAAGGACUCAGGUGACACCAAGCAGCAGCGAUACUCGGCCAAGGUCUUCAGGUAUCCACUCUACAAUGAGACCAACAAGGAUGGUGACCUGAUGCUCAUCAAGUUCCUCCUGCCCAUCCACAUCACCAAGCAAGUGAAGCCGUUGCCGCUGGCCUCCCACUGCCCUGUGCCUGGCAAGACCUGCCAGAUCUCAGGCUGGGGGUCCACCACCAGCCCUGAAGUCACCUUCCCUGAGGACCUCCACUGCACCAAGGUCACCAUUGUCUCCGAGGAGCAGUGCCGGCGCAUCUACCCUGACUCCAUCACCUCCAACAUGGUGUGUGCGGGCGAGUCCCGCAGCCGGGCUGACUCCUGCCAGGGUGACUCCGGUGGACCCCUCAUGUGCGACGGGCGACUCCAGGGUAUCGUGUCUUGGGGUCCGGGCAUCUGCGGGGACCCCAAAAAACCCGGCGUCUACGUCAACCUCUGCAAAUACACCCGGUGGCUCCAGGACACCAUGAGAAGGAAUUGAAUCCCCAUCCCCAAUCCAUCCCCAACCCCAGAUGACCACGGGAUGGACCCUACAGCUCCUCUUCUUCCUCCCUGAUGAAGGUCCCCAGAGCCGGCCGGUCCGAGCGCUGGAGCACGUGCCCUAGAGGGUGGGGCAGGGGUUGACCACUGGGACCUUGUUGAGAUGUUGAUGAAUAA
Grus americana (Whooping crane) is the source of this 2243-nucleotide messenger RNA. RefSeq names its product kallikrein-8-like. Gene Ontology annotation, biological process: proteolysis. NCBI's taxonomy places the organism in Eukaryota, Metazoa, Chordata, Aves, Gruiformes, Gruidae. Gene Ontology annotation, molecular function: serine-type endopeptidase activity. The transcript is spliced from 6 exons. The record is from RefSeq and is a predicted model, not a curated record. Bases 1333 to 2067 code for a protein of 244 amino acids.